UGAGAUGGAGGUAUGGGGGAUAUAAGUGGCUGAGGUAAGGAACUAAAGAACACGGGUAUAAGUUAUCAGCAAAUGCAUAUCCAUCAUUAUCCCAAAAGUCUGCUGGUAUUCCAUAAACUCUGGCAGGUCGAUGGGCAAUGAAACGAAGCCUAUUCCACACCUCGACAACCAGUGCCAAAGGCAAGAACUAUGGCGUGUCGUUUUCCUUGAACUGCACGAUAUAUAAUAUACAGUCAGGGGCCGCAUGGUCGUCGAAUGCGUAUGUGCACGAGCCGCAAGAGAGAGCAAGGACCAAGGCAAGCAUCAUUACGAUCAGCCUAGUGCAAAGCGCAGCGUGCUCGAUUCCCUCUGUACAUCUUCAAUAGCAGGU
Serpula lacrymans var. lacrymans S7.9 is the source of this 370-nucleotide messenger RNA. RefSeq lists its product as uncharacterized. The transcript is spliced from 2 exons. NCBI's taxonomy places the organism in Eukaryota, Fungi, Basidiomycota, Agaricomycetes, Boletales, Serpulaceae. The record is from RefSeq and is a predicted model, not a curated record. The coding region runs from base 138 to 365 and encodes 75 amino acids.